Messenger RNA from Pseudo-nitzschia multistriata, 1314 nucleotides. The record is from the annotation of a GenBank genome assembly. Lineage: Eukaryota; Bacillariophyta; Bacillariophyceae; Bacillariales; Bacillariaceae.
ACAGCAUCAGGAACAGCAUCAGGAACAGCAUCAGGAACAGCAUCAGGAAACACAGGAGCAACAAAAUCUAGAAGCUUCCAUCGAGACGCCAUUGAACAUGGAACCCUAUGUUUCAUUCAACAGUGACAGCAAUUGYAACGACACAAGUACAAGCACCACUGCUGCGAAUCACACAGAAAAGUUGUGCCGACGAUUCGAACGAUUGGAGCCAUAUGUUGAGCAGCCGACACCUCUGAAUAGCAAUCCUCGAUACSGUAUUCGAGAAACGAGACAGGAGCACGAGUACGAGUAUGCGCACGAGUGCCCACCGAAGCUCCUGUCGAAACAAGAAAAACCCAUGYCAGUUCAUGGUCUUGCUGACACCAACAGYGACCCCAGCGACCCACCAAAYCAACGAAAAAUUAGUUUUUCUGAGCGACUCCCAGAGGUUUCCUCGGCCUGUCCRRGGGCMUUUCGGAACAUGAUUCCCCCCACGUCGUGCCUCGUCGAGGAACUACAAAAGGAUCCGUCCUAUGCACACGCCCUGGCGGCCGGCACCAUCUGGCAGUCCCUGGUGGGACAGCACGUUCGCUUUCCCAAACUGUGGUACGACGGCGCCGAGCCGGCCCGGCCCUUUCUAGGAUGCUACGAUCCCAAUCGACGCAACAAGUGGUCCUACGUGGGACGGCACCGGAUCGAGGGCGAUCCCCUGCUCAAUCGAAGGUACGUCCGUUCCAAGAAAUCAAGCGGGAAGAUCCUCUUGCACAUAGUGUGCCGGGACGUCCUGAAUCUCACCGGCGGUGUUGAUUUGGAGGACGAAGCAGCGACGGAAGAUCUGGUUGUCGGGGUCUUUCAUCCGAACGCCGAGGGGAUCCAUUCGAGACUCGGCAACCCGUCGAAUCACGGAAGCAUCGGCAUUGACUGCUGCCGAGAYGURUGGAUUGCCCACAAAUCUAGGAGGAUUGCCCACAACAAAAAACGGACGGCCACUCGCAUCGAAUCCUUGCUGCGGAAUCUCAACAAGAAUCGGGUCGAUGAGACCCCGCUGGGGGGAGAUUUYAUGCASAGCGAACCAGCACAAACAAAGCGAAUUCGAAGGACAAUCGACAAUACAAACGUGAACGUCAUCUUUGGGCGUGGGCCGCCCAAACACACCGUCUUUGUGCCGGAACACAAACUCUAUCGGAUGUUGGCACCGUUGGCCGAAACCGAAAACAAAAGAAACAACAAAAACAUACCGGCAUCGGUCSUUCUUAUGAGAACCUUUCUUCGGUAAAGAACGAAAGAGCAAAGACAGAUACGGAAAUCGAARCAGCGAACGCAGAACACCCAGAA